Messenger RNA from Drosophila busckii, 3807 nucleotides. Its product is annotated as polyhomeotic-proximal chromatin protein. Lineage: Eukaryota; Metazoa; Arthropoda; Insecta; Diptera; Drosophilidae. Gene Ontology annotation, cellular component: membrane. The record is from RefSeq and is a predicted model, not a curated record. The transcript has 5 exons. Gene Ontology annotation, molecular function: protein binding.
CUGCUGCUAGCUAACAGUCUCUUUACAGCGGCCUCAAUUUGUUGGUGUUCGUUAAAACCGUUGAAAGUAUCAAAUAAAAUUCGUGUGACAAAAGGAGAUAAUAAUUAAUUGUGUAGUUUGUCGCGUAAAUUAACGCCAGCAAAAUGUAUUUUUUGGCAGUGCUAGCGUUUAUUGGAAAUGCCAAAGAUACCAAUGCGGUGAGCUCGAGCCUUAUACAAGGCGGCGGCCACUGCCGCGAUUACAAUGGCAAGUUGUAUGAGACGGGCAUGCAUUAUAUGCCUGGACCCGACUCUUGCCGCUUGUGCAUCUGCGACAGCGGAUUACCCAAGGCAUGCAAAAUGGUAUUGUGCGAGGCGUUUAGCAAAUGCAAAUCGUUUCAAACCGUUGGCAGCGGCAACAAUUGCUGUGAGGUGAUCUGUUUGGACGACCAGUUUAGCGAUGGCAGCACCGACUUUGGCAUUUGACUAGUGGCCAGUGGCAUAACUGCCACGCUGUCGCUAUCGUUGCUGUUCUUUUUGGUCAAUCGCUUGCGGCAGCGCAAGAUGCGCGCACGUGAGAAUCGCCAGAAUGCGGAGGAUCAACGCAGCAUUGUGGGUAGCAUUGGCUACAUAGCGGGUAAUAUGGGCUACAUGGAGGGCAAUUUGAGUGCCAUGGAUUAUUCAUAUGCCGGUGGUGCUACGCAUUAUCCGCUCUGGAAACCGCCAAGUGGUUAUUUUCCACGCGGCGAGGCGCCACCGCCAUAUGAGGAGGCAGUGGCCAUAUCACAGGCGGAGGCCAUGAGCGCGCAGUGCACGGUGGUUACGUUACCCAACAGUCAAUUGCAGCGGCAGGCAAUCACUCAGCAGCAGCAGCAACAAUUGCAACAACAACAGCAACAGUUGCAACAGCAGCAUCUGCAACAACACACGCUGCAGUUGCAUACACAGCCACAACAACAUGCCCACCCACAUGCCUACGCACAGCAACUGGUGCCCGUGCCCGUGAGCGCCGCUGCACAUGCAGCACAUCAGUUAACUGCUGCAGCGGCUGCUGCUGCUACGGCGGCAUCCAAUUACACGCAGAGCACCACAAAUUUGAUAAAUAUCAAUAUAAACAGUGGCAGCGGCGUUACGACUAUUGCCACUGGCGAAAAUCAUCAGCCCCCCUAUAGCCUGCAGAGCGAGCAACAACACUUGUUGGAGCAGCAGCAAUUGCAGCAGCAGCAGCAACUGCAGCAGCAACAGCAACAACAACUGCAACAGCAGCAGCAAAUGCAACAACAGCAAAUGCAGCAAAUGCCAGCGCCCACAUCGAGUAAUUCCAUCUGUGUACAAACCAUGCCCACGCCUAAGCAAAAUGUAAGCAGCGAAUGCAACUAUAAGAACUGUCAUUUAAACAUAAGCGCCAGCGUUAGCAGCGCUGCAGCAGCAACUGCCAGCUCGUUGGCCUAUGCAGUGGCUCGCCGCACGCCACGCGGCUCACAGGAGCUGCUGCAACAGCAGCCGCAACAGCAAUAUCUGACUGUAGCCGAUGUGGAGAUUAACGCCAGCGCCAGCAGCGCUAGCUAUCAUACGCUACCCGCCAGCAGUGCUGAGCUGCAGCAACAGCAGCAGCAGCAGCUGCAACAGCAAUUGCAGCAACAGCAACUGCAGCAACAGCAGCAGCAGCAGCUUAUAGCGGCUGCGCUAUCCACGCCCGCCAUUGAUAUGCUGCCGCCAUUGGAAAUCGCCCCCAGCACUACAGACUCGGUCACACAAACGAUGCCAAUCAAGUCUCAGCAUCAACCCCAGCAGCAGCAGCAGCAGCAGCAGGUUGGCAGCAAGACACCUUCGAGCACGCGGCGCUAUCAACGCAGCAUGCCACGCUACUAUGCCGUUGCCGAUCCGCUGCAAAUGGUGCCCAGUGUAAAGGUCAAGUCCAGCGGCAGCAGCAACAGCAGCUCCACAGAUGCAACCGCCAGCAGCAGCAGCACCAAGCUCAGCAAGAAGCCCAUGUGUCAAUGCCCCAUACAGCAUGUGCCCAUGAGCUACAUGGGCAGCAAUGCCAAUGCCAAUACCAAUGCAUUCCUCAGUGGCGCCGGCAAGCUCUUCACCAGCUCAGGCAAUGCCUGUGCGCUGUCCCCACGCCAUGCCACCACCUUAGCAUAUGGCCAACGGAUCAAAUCCUCCUCCAGCCUGUCGCCACAACAGCCAUCGGACUUGCAGCGCAACGCUUCCGCCCAUGAACCCAAAAUCGCAACCAUUUCCAAGCAGGUGGGCGAUGAGCUGCAGUCGCAUGCCACGCCAGCCAGCAACAGUGUUUCAGCCAUUAUACCUCCGCCGCCACUGCAGCAUCACGAUGAGGUAAAUGCACCGCCCAUCGUGUUGGGACGCGUGCAGAAGCGUUCCAGCGGCAGCAGCGCGGCGGAACGUGCGCGUAGCACCAGUGGCGGACGCAGUGCAGCGUCUGCUGAGAUGCUUACCAACGCGUACUUGAAUCGUAAGGUUGAUGCUUACUUGAGCUUGACGCAGAAACAGCCGCAACAUUAUUAUAAUCAACAGCAGCAGACGACGUUGCUGCAAAGCGAACAAAUCAAUCCAAUUUUACCACCGAAACUCUACAAAAGUUUAACGAAUUUAAAAUCAGCCACAGUCACUGCAGCAACAACAACAGCAGCAGCAACAACGAGCAACUAUAACAACAACAAUGCAGUGGCCACCAUAUAUACGCUAAGUAAAUCCAGCAACAACAGCGUUAAUCUGCAGCGUAAGGAACAAGCGCCCACCUUGACGUUGCCACCCGCCAGUCCAUCCGCCAGCUGCAGCGAGAAAUCAAGCGCUAAAAUUAACUCGAGCACCUUUUACCCCUUGGCCAAUCAUCAUGUAACAUAUACACUGCCCAAACAUAUUAGCGGCAAAGUCUCGCUAAAUAGCACCAUCAAUAGUGUGGUAAGCAAAGUUCCCUCGGUGAUAAGCAUACCGCCGUUGGAGAAUAACAACGAGAAGUUGGCAAUCCAGAGCAAGAGCACCACACUGCCCAAGAUAUUGCGUGUGAAGUCAACAGCAGCUGGAGCAAGCAGCGCCGCCAGCAGCAGCAGCAGCAGCAACACAACAGCAACCACUACCAUUGCCAUGCCCAGUUAUCCGCAGCAGAGUGUGCGCAGCGCCAACAGCACGCCAAGCAAACAGCUGCCUGUUUGCACUACGUCAAAGAAUUGCCUAAAUCCCAAGGAGCAUUUUCUGCCCAACGAUACGAGCCUAGAUGAUGAUUAUCUCAGCGAGUGUGAAAAUUGUAAAAUAGCGCAGAGCGCUAAAUACUACUUGGAUGCGAAUCUAACUGUCAGCAACGCUGCUGCAGCUACGCCACAGGAAACAAUGACGCUGCAACGUAAGAGUCUGGAGGAAACCAAGGAGGAAACACAUGAUAGCUACUAUCGCAGCUCGCACACGCUGCCCAGCAAUGCCAAGAAACUGGGUGCCAGCAAAAACAACAAUCGCGAGGCCUGGCAGUUCUCUACUAUCCCAGCGGCUAGCUCUUCAGAUGAGGACAUCAACGAAUGAGAUUUAAGCCAUUUUCUUUAAGAUGCUACUUACAACAGCAAGCAAACCCAAAACAAUGCCAAACACAAAGAUGCAUCCUAAAGAAAACGUAGGCUUCUUCAAUAUAAACAUAUUGCUCCCAAUCAAAUGACAGCACAAACAAUAUAAACUAGUUAAACGCCACAGAAACCGUUUUCAAGUACUAAUUCGUUUCUAUUGUAUAAAUAUAAGCACUAGCCUAACUAUAGCUAACAAAUUGUAUAAUCAAACUGCAUAUAGCUAUUUAUGACAGAUGUAUGUACAUAUAUAU